Molecule: messenger RNA, 698 nt
Organism: Cyanistes caeruleus (blue tit)
Lineage: Eukaryota; Metazoa; Chordata; Aves; Passeriformes; Paridae
Gene: POMC
Product: proopiomelanocortin
Biological process (GO): regulation of corticosterone secretion
Cellular component (GO): secretory granule; extracellular region
Molecular function (GO): G protein-coupled receptor binding; hormone activity
Source: RefSeq, a predicted model, not a curated record
CUGAUUCCCGUUUUCCCGGGCCGGGAUGGGGUCGGGAAUGGUUCCGGUGGCGCUGGUCCUGAUCCUCUGGAAUUCCGCGGGAGCCUGGGAUCCGUGCCCGGAGAACCCGGAGUGUCGGGAUCCAGGAGGAGAGGCCGGAAUUCCGGCCUGCCCGGGCUCCUGCGGCUCCCGGCUCUCCUGGGAAUCUCCGGUUUUCCCCGGGAACGGGGAGCGGCAGCCGCUGCCGGCGGUGGGAGCCCGCGGCUACGUGAUGAGCCACUUCCGAUGGAACCGCUUCGGCCGCAGGAACAGCAGCGAUCCCGGCGCCCGGAAACGGGAAUUCCCGCCCGGAACCCCAGCUCUUUCCCGGAUCUGGGAAGAGGCGGGAAGAGACGGGAAGCGCUCGUAUUCCAUGGAGCACUUCCGAUGGGGAAAACCCGUGGGGCGCAAGAGGAGGCCGGUCAAGGUCUACCCCAACGGAGCCCAGGAGGAGUGGGAGGAGAAUUCCCAGCCGGAAUUCCGGCGGGAAGAGCCGUGGGGUGAAGGGGAAGAGGGGGAGGAAGGAGGUUGGGAAUUCCCCUGGGAUUCCCGGAAGGAAAAGCGUUACGGGGGAUUCAUGAGCUCGGAGCGGAUGCGGAGGCCGCUGGUGACGCUCUUCAAGAACGCCAUCGGGAAAAGCUUUUCCAAGGAUGGGCAGUGAGGGAGGGAAAAUCCCGGAA